CACUAUAUUCAGAUAAAUUGCACAGAAACAAUUAAUGUAGAGAGAAAGAAAAGUGUCUGAUUUUCUCUCUUUAGUUUAAGAAAAUUUAGUUUUCACAUGUGAAAGAUUUAAAUUAGGAACGUUUAUUGGACUUACCUUUUUAACGUGCACUUCGCCGUAGUCUGGUUAGAAUGAAGGGUAAACUAGAGUUAAUGGAGAAAGCCGAUGCAGUGCGACCGGUGUCACACGCAGCGACUGUGGAAGAGGCGCUGACUGUCACUGGGUUCGGCAAAUACAACCUGUGCCUGCUCCUGGUGUGCACGGGGUCGCUGCAGGCCAUGGGGCUGGACAUGUUCGGGUCCUCCUUCACCGUGGCGGCCGCCGUGUGCGACCUGCACCUCACGCUGACGCAGCAGGCGCUGCUGACUGGGAUACCUCUUGCAGGCGCAGUACUAGGCGCGCAGCUGUGGGGCUACGUGUGCGACGCGCGCGGGCGGCGGCUCACGCUCGUGGUGUCCAUGGCCGCCGGCGCCGCACUCGGCUCCUGCAGCAGUCUGGCGCCCGGGUGUGUCUCCAUGGCCGUGCUGAAGCUGUUGAGCGCUACUUUCACUUCAGCCAGCAACUCGGGCGCUUACACGCUGGUGGGCGAGUGCUGCGACGCGCGCUCCCGCGGCCGCGCCAUGCUGCUGUGUACUUGUGCCCUCAUGUGCUGCCAGGCUGUUGCUGCUGUGAUCACAUACCCAAUCCUGCUCCUCGACUUUUCCUAUCCGAUCGAGUUCCUCGGCAUCAACUACCGGCCGUGGCGCCUGCUGGUGCUGGCUCUCUACAUCCCUUGUCUCCUGGUAGCCUACCUGCUCACGCACUUCGAGGAGAGCCCCAAGUUCCUCGCCAGCAAGGGGAGGUAUGAAGAGGCGCUGGAUGUGUUGAAGAGGAUCUAUGCUUGUAACACUGGCAAAGGACGGGAUGAGUUUCCUAUCAAGAAGCUGAUCCCCGAGGUCGGCGAAGAGGAGUCCUCCUCUACGGAAGGCUGCUCGUUCUUCGGUGCCAUGUGGAGGCAGACGGCGGCGUUGUUCCGCCCCCCGCUCCUCACCACCACCCUGCAGCUGUACUACCUCGUCGCUGUUAUUUACAUGACUGGCAGUGGUUUCCUACUCUGGCUGCCGUACAUCAUGAACAACCUGUUCGCGGUACUAGAGACGGGCGGGGGGCAGAACAUGAACCUCUGCUCCGUCAUCGCCAUGACGCCCAGUGACGACGUCCUUAUCACUGAGAAUAAUUCUACGCUAACAGAAGUCUGCAACGACACAAUCCAGAACACAACAUUAAUAUCCUCCAUCAUCUAUGGAUCUCUUGCGAUGUGUGCAAACCUGGUACUUUCACUAACGGCUGGCUCAAGAAAGCGUCUGGCCAUGCUGUGUAUCCUGACGGUCUCCAGUACUUCUGCUCUCCUGGUCAACUUGGUCCCGGUGCCGUUGGCUGGAGUCAUGUUCUACUUCUUCUUCGUCAUGAGCGCCUUGUCCAUGGGGAUAUUGAGCGUGUAUUUUGUGGAGCUUUACUCUACUUCUGUGAGGGGUAUGGCGGCAUGCCUGUCGGUCAUGGUGGGGCGCUCCAGUGCCUUCAUAGGAGUGAAUGCCAUCGGAGCCCUACUAGUGAACAACUGUGAAGCAACGUUCUAUGGCUGGUCGAUACUGCUGCUGAGUGCAUUUGUCUUCACGUGGUUCUUGCCGAGGGACAAGGACCCACAGAAAUGAACUGAAUUUAUUCUGCUUUAAUUUAUUUAUAUUAGGUUAAUUGUACCUGAACUGAACUGAGUAGUAUGUUAAGAAUGUAAAUUAAGUUAAAGAUAAGUAAUAAAUGACAGCUAAUAACUU
Molecule: messenger RNA, 1850 nt
Organism: Plutella xylostella (diamondback moth)
Lineage: Eukaryota; Metazoa; Arthropoda; Insecta; Lepidoptera; Plutellidae
Product: synaptic vesicle glycoprotein 2A
Biological process (GO): transmembrane transport
Cellular component (GO): membrane
Molecular function (GO): transmembrane transporter activity
Source: RefSeq, a predicted model, not a curated record